GUACCAAUGGCUUGCGCCGGCCAAGCCAGAGGAAACAGACCGCUGGCCAGCCGGGGGUACCCAUGUUUCUUCCAGAACAAGAUGAAAACUCGUCCACUCAAGUCACGCAUGCUUUCCUUCUACCACAUUCAUUCCUCUUCGCAUCCUUUCUUUCCCUUUUGUUGGGGUCGUUGGGAGCAUCCCACGAGACACAUGGAGAACAGUGUGGCAUGGUCAAAGUUCGAAACAUGACACACCCAGACACCGACCGUCAUGACUGCUCUGCAUUGGCAUGGCUGGGUCCCUCAUGCAGGCAGGUCAUGCCAGCUUACUUUUGUGCUAUUGUGCCCUAGUGGUGCACAAGCUGCCUGCCGUAGCUGCCUACCCAAGCAAAAACAAAAAAGUAUCCGUACAGAGUCGUGUCUAUGCAGCGAGGAGAAAAUAAGGAAGAUGGGGGGGGAGGAGGAGGUACAGCGUACCUGCUCCCCCACCCGUCCACCCAGCCCAUCCCAGUUAUCCAUUCGUUGGCGUGGCUUGCCACUGCUCUACACAGCACAGCACUGCGGCCAGUCAUUUAGCACCUUCUUACCACCUCCUUGUCUGCCUCUCGUAAGCGGGAGCCCAUCCCGUGGCCGAGCCGAGCGAGAGCGAAGCACAAGACAGCACUUUGUAGCCAUACACCGGCGCACAGGAGCCGGGAAGCGGAACAGCGUUACGUGUUUCCAGAUGCGGCGCAUAGGCCAGUAGCCACAUCCAUCCGCUUUGCUUUGCUUGACUUUCUGACUUUCGACUCUCUCGGCCUUUUGCUCUAAAUACCGUGCCCGUCCCACCCCCCCUUCGCCCCAGUUCCUGUGG
Messenger RNA from Colletotrichum navitas, 834 nucleotides. RefSeq lists its product as uncharacterized. The record is from RefSeq and is a predicted model, not a curated record. The coding region runs from base 253 to 726 and encodes 157 amino acids. The transcript is spliced from 2 exons. NCBI's taxonomy places the organism in Eukaryota, Fungi, Ascomycota, Sordariomycetes, Glomerellales, Glomerellaceae.